CUAUAAAUUGACAUUAAAUAGACAUAGGUAUGUAGUGAUAUUGUUUGUUUUUCGAAUUUUGUCCAACCUUUAAAAUGGGAGGCCUUGACGAUUAUGAUAUAUUGAAAGCAAUUGGAAAAGGCAGCUACGGAGAAGUUCAUCUUAUUCAACAUAAAAAAGAAAGAAAGCAGUAUGUAGUGAAGAAGUUGGCACUGCAGAAAGUUUCUCGCCGUGAACGAAAAGCUGCCGAAUCAGAAGCGAAACUUUUAUCUCAACUGAAACAUCCAAAUAUUGUUUCUUAUAAAGAUUCGUUUGAGAAUGACGAUGGAUUUCUUUACAUUGUUAUGGGGUUUGCUGAGGGGGGUGAUCUCUACACAAAACUUCGAGAGCAAAGAGAAAAAGAUGAAUUUUUACUUGAAGUACAAGUAGUUCGAUGGUUCAUACAAAUAUGCAUGGCACUUCAGUAUUUGCACCAGAAACAUAUUCUACACAGGGAUUUAAAAACUCAAAAUAUCUUCCUCACUAAAGCUAAAAUGAUCAAGGUUGGUGAUCUUGGUAUAGCUCGUGUAUUAGAAGGAGCAUCAGAUAUGGCGACCACACUCAUAGGAACCCCAUACUAUAUGAGCCCAGAGUUAUUUUCCAACAAACCAUACAAUCAUAAAUCUGAUGUUUGGGCGUUGGGUUGUUGUGUUUAUGAGAUGACAACAUUGAAACAUGCGUUCAAUGCAAAAGAUAUGAAUUCUCUUGUUUAUAAAAUACUCAAGAAAAAGAUGCCUAAGAUGCCAGCCAUGUACAGUGAGCCAUUAUGUGAGUUGAUCAAAAUAAUGUUGCAUCAAACUGCUGAAAAACGACCAAGUGUAAAUCGUAUUCUCAGGAAUCCAUUUAUCAAGAAACAUAUCCAACUUUUCCUGGAUGAGAGCAGCAGAUCAAGGAGGCCAACAUCGGGAAAGUCCCGUGUGACAUCAUCACGUAAGACAUCGACAUCAUCAACAUCAAGUCGAUGCAGCUCCCGUGAAUCGGGGAGACAUGACGUGAAAUAUGGUGAUAAAUAUGAUGUGAAACCAGCCAUCCAGGUUGAGUCCCCACAACCCAAAUACACAAGGGAUCCCGAUGCCCAACCUGUUGUUAGAAAAGUUGACAUACCCCCACCAAGUGUUGAAAAGAAGCAACCAGACGUGAAAGUUUUGGCCGUUAAUCAUAAAGUGGAUGAGAGCAAAUAUGAAAAUAGAAAUCUUGUAAAACCAACUAUUGAAGAAAAGAAACAACGAUGUAAAAGUGCCGACAAUGAACGAAAACAGACACCUCCAAUUGUCCCAUCCAUUCAUACACCUGGUAACCAUGGUGAUAGUGGAUGUGGUAACCAUGGCAACCAACAAGGAAGAGUAAGAUCAGCGGGAUCAUCGGAUGGUGAUAGGAAGCAACACAUAGCAAGACCCCUACCUCAUAUCUCGGAUAUUAAACACAAAACACCAACCAACAACAAUAAUAACAGCUCAUCAAAAUCAAGUAAUGCAUCACCGGUUUCAAGCACAGAAGACAAAACACCUCGCAUAAGUUCGGCUCGUGAACGAAGAAGGAGAGAAAAAAAGAAAAAUUUAGAAAAUAAGAAAAUUUCCAACAUUGAAAAUGAAGGUAGUGGAAAAGUAAAACUAGAAGUGAAACCUUCCCCUGUUGUGCUGUCUCCUAAUUAUGAAAGACAAGAUUCGCAAACAUCUCUUAUGGAUUCAGCCGAAAAAAGUGAGCACAAGGCAGAAGAAAACCAGUUCUUCACUUUACUUCACACAACGUUACGACUCAGCGAUAAUAAAGAUGGGGAUUCCCCACCGAUGAGUCAUGAAUUAUCACCUGUGUCCGAGGGUUCGGAAACUUCAUCUACUGUGACAUCGCUAAAGGAAAAACCACCACCCCCACCCACCAACCAACCACACAACGCAACACCUUGUGCCACCAAAGUUAAAGUUAUCGUGCCUGAGGUUCCUAAGGUAGAACAACCCAAGCUGCCGAGUAAAGGAAUAUCACAAGCAACGUUAGCAUCCACGGGCAAACUAAUGGACCGCAUUGUGGCACUAAGGAAGGAUUGUAUUCAAGGUUUGGGUGUCCCAUUAUUACAUCGUGCAUAUGAAUUGUUGGAUAACAAUCUUGAUGAAGAUGAAACAGAGAAACACCUGAUCCAAUUAUUGGGUUCUGUUCGUUUUAACCAAUGGGCAGGAAAGAUAUGGCAACUUAAGUUUUGUGAAGAAUCAAUAUUUAAUCACUGUGGAAGCAUCACUGCUUACUGAUCUUAAGUUUCAAACCUUAAAUCCCAGUUCUGUGUGUCAGCAUUGGAAAAAAUAGGACAGCUCUAUAUAAUGUCCUCACUUAUAAAGAUAACAUCUGUAUAGUGAGGUCCUUUGCAGAGGUACAUCCAGGCAGUUACAGUAUAGGUUAUGAAAUGGUUAACCAUCUAAUGCUGUUCAAAACUGGAAUGGGCUACAGAUUUUGAGCCCUGGGCCGGUGGUUCUCAAACUAUUUGGUCACGCCACGUACGCCCAAUUUUUUUUUAUAAAAAUUGUUAAUUUUUGAAAAAAAGUGUGGCAAACAAAAGCUCUUAAAAUCAAAUACAGUAUAAGAUAUGCCAGUUUUCUGUAACUUUAUACGCACCCUAUCAAAAGAUUUUUACUUUUCAUAUAUUUUACCAUAGAUUUAUGUAAAAGUGCUGCUUACAUAAUUAAGUGGCUUAUAUGUAUCCAAUUAACUGCCUCCCUUUAUUUGGCAUUCUUGCCUUUUUUGUAAAUUCUAAUAAUGACAAUAUGUUGUAUGAUGUCAUAAAUGUUUUUUGUCUAUGGUAAUUUCAAGUUGUCAAAAUAUAAAUAUAUGAUCUGUUUAGUAUUUGACUUCAUAUAUACCACAAUAUUCGAUAGAUGGAUUUAUUAAUAACUUCCCAGCCCAAAAUAGUUGGACAGCAUUUAACUUGUAACUUUCUUGAAGUUUUAAAAGAAAUAGGCAUAAGUUUCUUUUAAGUGUACUUCGUUCGUAGAAAAACCAAACAUUAAAUAACCUUCUGUAUCAGGCAUGUUGUUGUAGAUUUUAUUACCAAGUGUAUCAGUUUAUUGAAAUACACAUGAACAAGCAUAC
This is a messenger RNA of Ciona intestinalis (vase tunicate), 3093 nucleotides long. Lineage: Eukaryota; Metazoa; Chordata; Ascidiacea; Phlebobranchia; Cionidae. The record is from RefSeq and is a predicted model, not a curated record.